UAGUCGUGUUUGAAGUUUCCAGAAAGUGCCUGAUCAACGAGUUCAUCUCGUUGGUUACAGUUCUAACCAGGGUUACGACAGUCAGUCUAUUCGAGGAACUGAGUGGUUUGACACUGCCGCUGUAAAAAGUAAUAAUAUUGUACUUAGAUAGAUCAAUUCUACACGAAUUAACACCAAAUUUCUUUAAACUUAACCACAGUUCUACGAUUUGUAAAACGAAAGGCUGAAAACUUGUAUACUUUCUUACAUCAAUUUCGGAGAUCCAUUCACGCAUAUUCUCAAGCCUUCAAUUUGGCCUUUUGUUGGUGAAUAUGGCGAAGUGGGGCGAAGGAGACCCUCGUUGGAUCGUAGAAGAAAGACCUGAUGCUACGAACGUCAAUAACUGGCACUGGACUGAGAAAAACGCCUGUGCUUGGUCUCAAGAGAAGAUAAAGGAACUCUUUUUAAAUUUAGUCAUUGAAGGAGACGGUGUUAAAUGCACUGUGACGGAGGUAGAAAAAUGCGAGGGUGAAGCCGUAGCAAAUAAUAGGAAAGGAAAAUUAAUUUUCUUCUAUGAAUGGAAUAUUGUUCUCAAGUGGGUCGCUGAUACGAAUUCUGAUGAGAAGAUUGAGGGAAAAAUUAACAUUCCGAAUCUCUCGGAGGAAAAUGAUGUAUCUGAAGUAGAUAUCGUAGUCACUCUUAAGGAUAGUACCGACGAGGGUGAAAAAAUAAAGCAUUUUCUUCAUACUAAAGGAAAGGAUACCAUCAGGACGAAAUUAAAGCAAUACGUAUCGUCUUUAAAAGAAGAAUUUUCAAAAGGCAUGAUUCUUCCAAAAAAGGACAGUGUUAAGGAUAACAUAAAAAAUAUCACGUCAGGUUUUAACGUCAAGAUGCAAAUGAAUUCAGUAGUCACAACGAAUAACAAGAGUCCCGGAUGUAAAAUUUCAACGACGACGAUUAAGCAGCAACAGAAGUUCCAAUGCAGAGCAGAAGAAUUUUAUAAUGUCUUCACUUCUGUAGAGAUGGUACAAGCAUUUACGAAAGGACUGGCCAAAGUCGAUGCGAAGAAAAGUGGAAAGUUUGAAUUGUUCGGCGGUAAUAUACAAGGGGACUUUGUGGAGCUCUCACCAACUAAAAUAAUUCAAAACUGGCGAUGCAACCAAUGGCCGUCAGGUCAUUAUAGUGAAGUGAUCUUAGACAUCAACGAAAAGAAUGAUCAUACGGAGGUUAACCUGACGCAGACAGGUGUACCUGUGAGCGAAGAGGACUCUACGAAAGAGAACUGGGAGAGGUACUACUGGGACCCAAUAAAGAGAACCUUCGGUUUUGGAUACUUUAUGUGAUCUCUAUAUGUUCUAUGGAAUAUUUAUUUAUUGAUAAGUAGAACAAUCGCGAUAUGCGUUCACGCAUGUACACGCUAGAGGAACACAGGGAAUGAUCGCGAGAUGAUUUUUUGUCCCUAUAGUAAGUUUACCCUUAUCUCACCGCCUAUUUCUUACCGCAUCCCGCAUAAUAUCAACAGCGUGAACACGACAAAUGAUUUUUACACGCAUCGAAUGUACAUCCUGAUCAGUAUGUUAUACAAUAAAAUCAAGUAAAAGAAGACUAAUCAUUCCGUAA
This is a messenger RNA of Cephus cinctus (wheat stem sawfly), 1599 nucleotides long. RefSeq names its product activator of 90 kDa heat shock protein ATPase homolog 1. The transcript has 9 exons. The record is from RefSeq and is a predicted model, not a curated record. Gene Ontology annotation, biological process: positive regulation of ATP-dependent activity; protein folding. The coding region runs from base 312 to 1322 and encodes 336 amino acids. Gene Ontology annotation, molecular function: protein-folding chaperone binding; ATPase activator activity. Lineage: Eukaryota; Metazoa; Arthropoda; Insecta; Hymenoptera; Cephidae. Gene Ontology annotation, cellular component: cytosol.